Molecule: messenger RNA, 456 nt
Organism: Medioppia subpectinata
Lineage: Eukaryota; Metazoa; Arthropoda; Arachnida; Sarcoptiformes; Oppiidae
Source: the annotation of a GenBank genome assembly
AGACACCAGGAGUUGAUACCUCCGGAGCCGCACCGGACCAGCCGUUAACCCACACCUGCAAUGUUUGGCUCGUCAAAGACAUCGUCGGCAACGGGUCCGCCGCCGUCCCGACCGUCGACACUGCCGUCGCCCUCGAGGGCCAGCAUAGAGGAGGCCAACAGUCAUCUGCGGGCCGUUCAUCACCGGUGCGAACAACUGGAACAGACAAUAGACGCCCAGAAGCGACAGAUGACGGCCGCCGAAGAUAAGCACCGGCAAGAGGUUCACCGAUUGGUCGACACGCAUGACAAACACGUCCAGCAUAUGGACAGACAGAUGAUGGCCCUCAAGGAUCGGAUCCACGAUUUGGAGCACAAACUGGAGAAACAAAACUAUAAACUGAUGGAAGAAAACGCCAAACAAAUGGAGAAAUUGUCACAAAUACUGAAACUGACGCCCAAUUUAGAGAAAUUACUU